AGCAUUCUUCCAUCGUCCAUUCCGCUCGCCCCCCUCUGCCUCCCGGCCCGCUGGUCAACCCUCCGUCGCUCCGAGUCUCAAUCUUUCCGACCCCGCUCGCUCACCGAGAGCUUCGACCCCCGACACAACAUAACAUGAACCUCUUUGGAAAGGCAAAGGCAAAGCCCAACGCGAAGGAUGCCAUCGUCAAGUUGAGGGAGACCCUGGAGAUGCUGGACAAGCGCGAGAGCUAUCUGCAGACAAGGAUCGACAAUGAACUCAAGCUUGCCCGGGCCAACGCCUCCAAAAACAAGAAAGUCGCUCUGAUGGCCCUGAAGAAGAAGAAGGUGUACGAAGGCCAGAUGGAGAAGCUCUCCCAGACCAAGUUCACCAUCGAGCAGCAGGUCAUGACAAUCGAAAAUGCCAACGUCAACCUCGAGACCAUCAAGGCUCUGAAGACCGGAGGCGAUACCCUGAAAGCCAUUCACGGCGAGCUCAAUGUGGACAAGGUCGAUAACGUCAUGGACGACAUUCGCGAGCAGAUGGACGUUGCCAACGAAAUCAGCGAAGCCAUCUCGCAGCCCACGUUCGGCCAGGAGCUGGACGAAGACGAGCUCAACGCCGAGCUUGAGCUCUUGGAGCAACAGGAGCUCGACAAUACGCUCUUGGACACCUCCAGGAUCACCAGUGCGCUCCCGUCGCUCCCGAACGUCCCGACAACAAACCCCGCCGUCGCCAACCCGCCUCGUCCUGUCCGCGCUCAACCUGUUCUUGACGACGACGAAGCCGAACUGGCCGAGCUGAAGGCCUCCAUGGCCUUAUAGCCGCGCCGCGCCGUCUGGAUGCUGCCGCCGUAAUCUUCGAUACCGACGCAAGCUCCCCCCCCCUCAAAUGCGACGAAGCUGCGGUAUCUGCUCACCUGCGCCGACAGCCCAAGAUCAUAUUCUCUGCUCAAGACAUUACUUCCCACCUCCUCUCCUUCCCUCCUCACAGCACCAUAUCUAGCCACAGCCAUGCAACGACGCUCUCGCCCUCAGUUCGCCGAUGAAGACGAGGCCCCCAAUACCGUGAUAGCUU
Molecule: messenger RNA, 1056 nt
Organism: Polychytrium aggregatum
Lineage: Eukaryota; Fungi; Chytridiomycota; Chytridiomycetes; Polychytriales
Product: Snf7-domain-containing protein
Exons: 4
Coding region: 135-803 (222 amino acids)
Biological process (GO): vesicle budding from membrane; late endosome to vacuole transport via multivesicular body sorting pathway
Cellular component (GO): cytoplasmic side of plasma membrane; multivesicular body; ESCRT III complex
Source: RefSeq, a predicted model, not a curated record